AUUUACUCAGUUUGAUAGUUCCUGGAAAAGUAAGAUGGCGCGGUAUGACAAAAUGUUUUUGUUAGGCACUGGGAGUUACGGCAAGGCUUGGGUGGUUGAGACACAAAAGCCAAAAAGAGAUAAAAAAGUUUUAAAAGAAAUCAAUUUAAAAACUUUGGCCGAUAAAGAUGUAGAUCAAGCACUGACUGAAGUUGCUAUUUUGUCAAGAUGUUGUCACGAGAAUAUAAUCAGUUAUUCGGAAGCUUUUGUUGAUAAACAAACAAUGACGUUGUCAAUUGUAAUGGAAUAUGCAUCUGGUGGUGACCUGCAUAAGCAAAUAAGUCAGCGAAGAGGACUUUACUUUUCUAAUGAGAAUGUUAUGAGGUGGUUUUUUCAGCUAUUGGCUGCUUUGUGUUAUAUUCAUCGCAGAGGCAUUCUUCACAGAGAUAUCAAGCCUCAAAACUUGUUUUUAACAGACAAACAGGUUUUAAAGUUGGGAGAUUUUGGAAUAUCAAAAAUUCUCCCAAAAGAUGGCGAUGUAGCUUUCACGUUUGUUGGGACUCCAUUUUAUCUAAGCCCCGAGAUUUGUCAACAGCAACCUUAUAGCUUUAAAAGUGAUAUGUGGGCUGCUGGAUGUGUCCUUUAUGAACUUUGUUGCCUGAGAGUUCCAUUCACAGCUACCAACUUGCCCAGUCUAGCAGCACAGAUUCAACUGGCUGUUUACCAGCCCUUGCCAAGCCACUGCAGUGAAUUGUUGAGUCACCUCGUGAAGGUUCUUUUAAUGUCAGAGCCAGCCAAACGCCCAGCGGCAGAGGAGAUUUUUCAGAAUCUUUCAGUCAAGGAAUAUUUGGUAAAACAUCCAGAAGUUCUCCCAUCAUCCCAUGCUCUGAAGGAAAUCUCCAACCUUGCUCGUAGAGGGAGAACACACACCCGGCAUGAAAACACAGCAGGAAAACAGAAAGUUCUGGAUUUGCUCAACAAGGAGAAUGAGGAUGUUGAAACAAAGUUUGGACCUGGAUUUGAGGGUUUUAUAAAAAAGAACAUUGCCAGGCCUAUUGACAGCACCACAUACACAGUUGUAAGACACCCCUCAUGCAAGAGGCUGUCUCUAGCCUCCCCUGAACUCAGCUCAAUGAUACAGAAACAAAGGCUGCUCACUGCUGAAAACCAAAGGGCCCAUUCUGUUGAUGCUCCGCGCUCACACAAAUCUAGAAAAAAGGAUUCUGCCCCCAAGUUGAGCCUAUUACUCUCCCUCCAACAAGUGAACAGCUGGCAGGACCAGGGAAGGAAUGACCAUGGUAAACACAGUCUACGAGAUGAUUCUUCUGAAAGACAGUCAAGCACUGAAGCUUCUGAAGCUGCUAUUGACCACAUAACAGAAAUAAUCUACAACUCAGUUGCAACUGACAAGACUCUGCUACCAGCAACAGCGCUAGAGAUCCACAGAGAGCUGACCAGUGCGCUAGGGAAACAGACAACAGAUGCCCUCAUAUCCUCAGUCAGGAACAAAAUGGACUACAAGGAUUUGAUCAAUGGUUAUGACAUUAGCCCUGCCUUACUGCAGUCUGUACUUUGGUAUCUGAAAAUUUCUGGACAAAUCCCUAAGUCGUAGACGUUGUGAUUCAAUUUUCCUCUAC
Molecule: messenger RNA, 1616 nt
Organism: Physella acuta
Lineage: Eukaryota; Metazoa; Mollusca; Gastropoda; Physidae
Product: putative serine/threonine-protein kinase nek2
Biological process (GO): protein phosphorylation
Molecular function (GO): ATP binding; protein kinase activity
Source: RefSeq, a predicted model, not a curated record